Messenger RNA from Dendronephthya gigantea, 868 nucleotides. RefSeq names its product protein ABHD11-like. The record is from RefSeq and is a predicted model, not a curated record. The coding region runs from base 146 to 763 and encodes 205 amino acids. The transcript is spliced from 5 exons. NCBI's taxonomy places the organism in Eukaryota, Metazoa, Cnidaria, Anthozoa, Malacalcyonacea, Nephtheidae.
UUGUGCAUGGUAUGUUAGGGUCGAAAAAAAACUGGCACACAUUUUGCAAGUCGUGGAAUGAGAAAACUGGCAAGCAGACUCUUUCUUUAUCUAGAUUAUUGCUGUUGAUUGCCGAAACCAUGGUCAGAGUCCAAGAAGUGAGAACAUGUCUUAUCCAGUAAUGGCUGGCGAUAUUGCACAGACUUUCCAAGAAAUGAAAAUUUCUAAAUGCAUUCUUAUUGGUCAUAGUAUGGGGGCAAAAGUGGCCAUGGAAUCUGCACUGAGCAUGCCCAAUAUCAUCGAAAAGUUAAUAUUGGUUGAUAUGACUACCACUUCUGUUUCUACAAAAUUGGGAACUUUUCGUCUGUCUCCUAUGGUGUUAUCAGCGAUGACCAACCUGGAUUUAUCCAAAGUUAAAAACAGACAGGAUGCAGAUAAUAUGUUGGCAGAAACAAUACCAUUCGAUGGUCUCCGAGCGUGGGCUCUUACAAAUUUGUACAAAGAUGACAAAGGACCGUUUCAAUGGCAACAUAAUCUCAACAAUAUACAAGACAAUGUUGAUUCACUUUUCUCUGGGUUAGCUUUAAAUGAGAGAGAGCCGUACAUGGGGGAAACUCUGUUUGUUAGAGGAGGGGAGUCUGAUGUUCUGAGAAAUGUUGAUAUGAAUGAAAUGAGAAAAAUGUUCCCAAAUGCCAAACUUGAAAUGAUUCCUGGUGCUGGACAUUUUGUGCACACUGACAAACCGAAAGAGUUCCUGGAAAUUGUUAGGGAUUUUCUUGGAUGAAUUACUAGAAUUAAAAUGGAAGGACGUCAAAGAGAUGAUGAAAGAAACGAACAAGGAAAUGAUCUCCCACACAGGUCUUGUGUUGGUUGGAUGUAUUAGGAAUAU